AUGUUACAUUCUGUUGUUUUUAUUUUUUUGGCCUGCCUGGUACCGCGGUCCUUUAGCCAUCCACGGUCUGUCGCACCUCCGGCACAGCCCUGUCUUGCUCCAACGCAAUGGGAGGGACGAAUCGUUGAAUACGACCACAGCACAGGACGGAACACACGGGCCUCUGUUUCAUAUGAUGGACAGAACCAACAAAUCCGCAUAUUAGAGCAGAAGAAAGGGCAUGUUCCUUGUAAAAAGUACUAUGAGUACAUCUACCUUUUCAAAAGUGGUGUGAUGUUCCAGAUUGAACAAGCUACCAAACUGUGUGCUAAAAUAGCUUUAACUCAGGAGUGGGACCCCUUUGAUAUCCCAAUGAACUCCACCUACGAGGACCAGUACUUUAUUGGCGGACCUGGAGACAUGAUUGAGGUUCAGGAGUGGUCUGACAGAAAACCAGCCCGCAGAAAUGAGGCAUGGGUGGGGGCGUACACUGUGAAAGACUGUUACCCUGUACAGGAGACCUACACCAGGAACAGCAGUGUCACCACUUCCACUCGUUUCUUUGACCUUCGGCUGGGCAUCAGUGACCCGACAGUGUUUACUCCGCCUAGCACCUGCCAGGCAGCUUUACCUGUUAGGAUGAUGUCAGACUGCUGA
Messenger RNA from Chanos chanos (milkfish), 636 nucleotides. It is a transcript of the gene epdr1, whose product is annotated as ependymin related 1. Gene Ontology annotation, biological process: cell-matrix adhesion. Gene Ontology annotation, molecular function: calcium ion binding. The record is from RefSeq and is a predicted model, not a curated record. Bases 1 to 636 code for a protein of 211 amino acids. The transcript is spliced from 3 exons. Lineage: Eukaryota; Metazoa; Chordata; Actinopteri; Gonorynchiformes; Chanidae. Gene Ontology annotation, cellular component: lysosome; extracellular region.